CGCGCAGUUGUUAAGUGGAAGCGGGUGAGGGAGGGCACGUCCUGCCAGGUAGGUAUGCGGGCCUAGGUCGUAGCCAGUCGUUUCCCCUUCGUCAGCACCAGCAGCACCACCACCAUGAGUGUCGUGGGCUCCGUGGUGGUUAUCAAGCGGACGGGCGCCGACGGGACGCCCUACCCCAUGGUGCACUGCAGCUGCUCCAUCGGCAGGAACAUCGAGUGUGACAUCCGGGUGCAGCUUAACUCAGUGUCCCAGCAGCAGUGUCGCAUCGAUGUGGACCCCAGCGGGAAGGCGUAUCUCACGAACCUGAGUCACAACAACCAAACAGUGCUGGGUGACUACACGCUGGCCCCGGAGGAGGUGUGCAUGCUCAGCCACAAGCAGGUCAUCAGCGUGGGGGAGAGGAAGUUCCGCUGGGAGUACCCUGAAGACUCCGCCCUGGCUGUGUCUUUCCCCGCUGUCGCCCCUGCAGAAAAAGUGAAGAUCCUCGUGCCUGUGGACAAGUCGCCGCUCCCUCGCUAUACAGACAGUGCUGGAGUGUCACAUCGCUGGAGUAUUGAUGAUGCUUCAGAGGCCAAGAGGAAGAAGGUGUCGUUUGGACCUCAACUGAACCCUGAGCACUUCGACAAGCUCCUGCCGCCCGCCACUCCCGUAAGCAAGGGAGACAAGCCCAACGGUCGCCAGAGUCCCCUCGAUGCCCCUUCGUCUGGCCCAGGCAGUGCGAGAAAAUCUGGAAGAGUGUCGGUUGCCUCCACAUUUGAGAGUAUCCCUGAGUAUGUUCCCGACACACCCACCAAGAGCCUCCUGCGUCGACGAAGCCCCACCCCAGUCAAGCCCUAUCUGGCACGCAGCCUUGGAAUCAGCAUGGGCAAGCUGCAGGGGGAUGUACCCUCCCCAGAGAAAGAAACUCCACACACAUCACAAGCCCAACCCACUGAAGUCCCUGCCCAAUCCUCUAAGCCAAUGCCAACUGACAAGCCUAUGGACAGAACACCAGUAAAGAAGCCAGUCACACCACUCAAGCGACCCACACCUGGUCCAAAGACACCCAAAUCCCCAAAGGUUAUCUCCACAAAGAUCGCACACUUGAAGCUCGUGUCCCCAAGUGCUGCUGGGGAGAAAUCCACAUCUCCCCGAGGCCGCCCCAAGAACACCCCCAGCCCCAAGGCACCGGGAGCAGCCUCGCCUCGUGGUCGCCCCAGGAAGUCCCUAUCACCAUCGGCAACACCAUCACCACGUGGCCGACCAAAGAAGUCUCUAUCACCAUCACCGCGUGGCCGACCAAAGAAGUCCCUGUCACCAUCAGCAACACCAUCACCACGGGGUAGACCAAAGAAAUCCCAGAGUCCCAAGGCACCAGGAACACCAGUACCACGUGGCCGUCCAAAGUCCCAGAGUCCCAAGGCACCACGCGGUCGCCCAAAGUCCCAGAGUCCCAAGGCUCCACGCGGUCGCCCAAAGUCCCAGAGUCCCAAGGCUCCACGCGGUCGCCCAAAGUCCCAGAGUCCCAAGGCUCCACGCGGUCGCCCAAAGUCCCAGAGUCCCAAGGCACCACGCGGUCGCCCAAAGUCCCAGAGUCCCAAGGCACCACGUGGUCGCCCCAAGUCUCAGAGUCCCAAGUCACUCGGAACCCCAUUGCCACGUGGCCGCCCCAAGAAGUCCCUGAGCCCUUCUCCUAAGCUGCAAGGGUCCCUCAAGAGGCCUGCAAGUACCAGCCAGGUUUCCAGCACCCCCCAAAAAAAGUUGUUCAAGUUUUCUAACUCUCCUCUUAAACCACCAGCACCCAAGACACUCACACCCAAGCUUGGCACCCCAAAGAGAGCUGGCACCCCUACAUAUGUUACUCCCAAAAAGUUUAUGAAGGUUGGUACCCCUAAAAGUGUUGGGAAAAUUAAUAAUGCCACUCCCAAGAAGCCCUCCUCACCAAAGGCUUCCCCAAAGGUGGCCACUCCCAAGGCUUCUCCCAAGUCAGCAACUCCUAAGGGUUCUCCCAAGCUGUCAUCCCCAAAGCCAUCAACACCUAAGGGUUCUCCCAAAGCAGGAACUCCCAAGGGUUCUCCCAAGCUCUCAUCUCCUAAAUCUGCCACCCCCAGGAAAGUAACAUCUCCCAAGGUUGUCUCAUCCAAGCUGUCGUCCCCCAAGGCUUCUUCCAAGCUGUCAUCUCCCAAAUCUGCAACUCCUAAGGCUUCUCCCAAAUCUGCAACUCCUAAGGCUUCUCCCAAAUCUGCCACUCCGAAGGCUUCUCCCAAGUCUGCCACUCCCAAGAGAGUAUCAACUCCUAAGUCUUCUCCCAAAUCUGCCACCCCCAAGAGAAUAUCAUCUCCCAAGGCAGCAACUCCUAAGGCUUCUCCCAAAUCUGCCACCCCCAAGGCUUCUCCCAAGGCAGCAACUCCUAAGGCUUCUCCCAAAUCUGCCACCCCCAAGGCAGCAACUCCUAAGGCUUCUCCCAAAUCUGCCACCCCCAAGGCAGCAACUAAGGCUUCUCCCAAAUCUGCCACCCCCAAGGCAGCAACUCCUAAGGCUUCUCCCAAAUCUGCCACCCCCAAGGCAGCAACUAAGGCUUCUCCCAAAUCUGCCACCCCCAAGAGAGUAUCAUCUCCCAAGGCAGCAACUCCUAAGGCUUCUCCCAAGCUGAAAUCCCCCAAAUCUGCCACCCCCAAGGCUUCUAAGGCUUCUCCCAAAUCUGCCACCCCUAAGAGAGUAUCAUCUCCCAAGGCAGCAACUCCUAAGGCUUCUCCCAAAUCUGCCACCCCCAAGAGAGUAUCAUCUCCCAAGGCAGCAACUCCUAAGGCUUCUCCCAAGCUGACAUCCCUGAAAUCUGCCACCCCCAAAGCUUCUCCCAAGGCAGCAACUCCUAAGGCUUCUCCCAAGUCUGCCACCCCUAAGAGAGUGUCAUCUCCCAAGGCAGCAACUCCUAAGGCUUCUCCCAAGUUCCCUACUCCCAAGGCUUCUCCCAAGUUUCCCACACCCAAGUCUUCCCCAAAGGUAGCAGCUUCUAAGGCUUCCCCCAAGUUUCCCACCCCUAAGGCUUCCCCCAAGUUUCCCACACCCAAGUCUGCCACUCCCAAGGCUGCCUCUCCCAAGCUUGCCACUCCCAAGAAGCUUUCAGCCAAGUCCAUUUCCCCCAGGUUUCUCUCCUCCAAGCUGGCAUCAUACAAAUGUCCCUCACCCAAGUUUCCGUCACCCAAGCUUUCAUCUCCCAAGUCAUCUCCUAAGUUUCCCUCACCCAAGCUGUCUCCCAAGUUUUCCUCUCCCAAGUCUGCAGCCAAGAAGUUUUCCUCCCCUAAAGCUGCAAACCUCAAGCUAUCCUCUCCCAAGAACCGCUCGUCCCCCAAAUUGUCGUCGCCAAAAUCCACUUCAAAGGCCGCCACAUCUCCAAAGCUAUCCUCUCCCAAGCCUAGCCGCCCUAAGAAGCUGUCGACUCCCAGGAAACCCACAACCCCCAAGAAACUGUCCACUCCCAAGGGCACCUCUCCCAAAACCCCUUCCACUCCCAAGCCAGGUCGGCCCAAGACAGUGGCCACCCCUAAAGCUACCACCCCCAAGCCUGGCCAUUCUAAGAAGCUGUCAACCCCCAGGUCUGCCAGCCCAAGGAAGCCAGCAACACCCAAGUUUGCCAGCCCAGAGGUGUUGGCAGCCCCUGGGUCUGUCACUCCUUGGUCGGUUAGCCGCAAAAAGCUCUCAUCGCCCAAAUUUUCGAGCCCUGAGGUCAUAGCAGCCCCGGGUUCUGCUAAGGGCAAGAAGUCCCAGAGCCCCAAGUUUGCCAGUCCCAAGAAUGUCUGCGCGGUGCUUCUGACGCCACCACACACUGGCAGCCCCAAAGCAUCAAGCACCAGUAAGCUGACACCUCCCAAGUCACCCGGGGUCAAGAGGUCUGCCACACUCAAGACACCAACUCCCAAGAAACUGAAGACAGACAGCCCCAAGAACAGUGGGUCAGCAACACCCAAAUCCACCGGCAAGAAACACCCCAGAACCCCGGCCUCUGCUCUUCGCAUCAAGGCAGCAACAUCAAGGUCCACCCACAAGAAGGUCACUAUCAAGAGCCAGACUUCUGCCACGCCGGGCCUCAAGUCAGGAAAGCUGUCCAGGGUGAUGAAGGCCAAGACGCCCAAGAAGACCUGGGCUGACGUGCUGAAGAAGGGGCUGACGGGGAAGGGGGCGGCCCUCUCCCGCUCCCAGAAGGCACGGACUGUUCUGGCGGCAACUCGCACCAUGCACAAGCAAUCCAAAAGGACUGUGCAGCCCAAGAAGACCAAGCAAACAUUUCCCUUCCAGGAGGCAGCCCUGAAGCAGCAGGAGGUGGCCAGCACCACCAGCACGGGCCACGCCAACUCUCCAGCUCCAAUCAUCAUCCGCCGGAAGACAACCCAGACCCCCAAGGUGUUCAGGCGGGGCCAGAAGCAGCCAUGCCCCGUCAACCAGCCUGGGGGGGUGGGCGACACCGCUGACCUGGAGGGCCUGUCCUCCCUCAUGGCCACCCCCAGGGUGCCACCUCAGGGAGAGACAGCUGUGCCAUCCCCAAGAGGCAGGGUGAAGGCCACCCCCCGGACCUCACCGUCCCAGCGGCUGCGCCGGGCUCUGCGCAGCUCCCCGUCCUCGUCCUCUGCCAACACCUCCAUCAGCUCCAUCAACAUGACCAACUUUGACUUCUCUGCUGUCAGGACUCCUGAACUCACCAAGGACCUCUUUGUGUCUUCCCUGGAGACACCAGCCCCCUGCGGCACACCGGAGAGUGUGUACAGAAACCCUGCAGACAGACAGGCCCUGGACUCCCCGGUGCAGGUCACCAUAGAGGCCGAUGCCACCACCUUUGACUUUGGCAACGCCCACACACCCGACGUGACCCAGGACAAGUUUGUCUCCCCCGUGAGUGGUCUCAGGACUCCCAGAACAGCCAUCUCAACGCCAAAGCCACAGCUGAAGAACAUGGCCCCACUCAGGAACCUCUCUGCGGAGUCUAUACCUCAGGAACAGCAAGAGACAAGUUCCAGGGAUGCAGCGUCAGAGGAGAACCUUGAGGGAGCUGCAGGAACUUCAUCCCAAGCCAACCACACAGACGCUGCAAGUGUGAAGAAGCUCCUUAGGACGCCCAAGGCUGCCACAUCACCCCAGGCAGAUUACACAGAUGUUGCCGGUGUGAAGAAGCUGCUUAAAACACCAAGAGCUGCACCGCCAUCACCACAAGCCAACUACACGGACGUGGCCGGCGUGAAGAAGCUCCUCAGGACACCCAAACCUGCAGCGACAUCCCCUCAGGCUGACUACACCAAUAUAGUGGGGACAAGGAAGCUGAUGAAGACGCCCGGGCCUGUACCAGCAUCCCCUGAAGCUGACUACACCAAUGUUGCAGGUGUAGGCAAGAUGCUGAGGACCCCCAAGCCCGCGCCAGCAUCCCCUGAGGCUGACUACACACAAGUGGCAGGGAUGAAGAAGCUGCUGAGGACCCCCAAGCCUGCUGUGGCAUCCCCUGAGGCUGAUUAUACCAAUGUUGCUGGUGUUGGAAAACUGCUGAGAACACCCAAGCCUGCUGUGGUCUCUCCCAAAGCUGACUACACCAAUGUUGCAGGUGUGGGCAAGCUGCUCAGGACUCCCAAGGCUGCUGUGGCAUCCCCCGAGGCUGACUACACCAAUGUUAGAGGUGUUAGACAUUUGCUGCGCUCGCCCAAGACUCCCACAAACACACCUGAAGCUGAUUUUACAGGUGUGGCUAUGCUCCUGUCCACACCUGAGCCACAGCUGGAAGAUGAUGCAGCUGUGAGGGUUGAGAGAGCAAGAAAGACUCCCUUGGCAGACCACACCAACGUGGACCGCUCACAGUCCCCGGUGCGAGGAGCGAAAGGCAAGGCUGCCACCCCUCAGAAGGAAGCCUCCCCGGCCACCAGCUCCCCUUCAGAAAAUAUUCCGCCCCAGGGCCAGGAGGAGGAGGGCCCUGCGCCGCGGAGGUCACAGAGGAAGCCCAAGGCAGCCGACCAGCAGAGUGAGGUCACGCCAGUCAGGCGGAUGCGCUCCAGAAGGAAGAUCGAGGACUGUGUCUUGGAGCUGGUGCAGUCUCCCAUUGGCUCCACACACUCCCUGCUCUCCACGCCUCUGGAGGAACAGCCAACACCCACGAGAAAGUCCAAGAGGACCAGGAAAGGAGGGGUGGAUGCGGAUCAGGACACCCCCAGCAAAGCCUUGGUUGCACCCGGCACCCCGGUCACAGUUCUCCAGGCAACAGUGGAUGCAGGUGAAGUAGCACCCCUUCCAGAGGUGCUCCCCUCACCUGAAGAAGACUCCAUCCAGGGAAAGCAAGGCAAGGAGGAAGAGGCAGCCACACCUCGGCCAAAGAAAGGCAGAGCAAAGAAGGAGCUCUCGGAUGAAACCGAGGUACAAAAUGUCCCUGCGAAGACGCUGGAUGAGAAUGUCGCAGUAGAGUCCCCGGCAAAGACCACCCGCAGGGGAAGAGCUGCCAAGGGAACAGCAGCAGAGUCGGAUACAAAGGAGUCAGUGGAGGAGGAGGCCCGGCCUGCUCCCACAGUGAGAGGGAGGGGAAGGAGAGCAGUGGCAGCAGCGGCACCUGUUGAAGAUUCCAGCCAGAGAGAACAGAGCGCCGAAGCGUCUCUACCAAAGGGACGUGGAACAAAAAAUAAGCUCCCAGACGAGGAGGUUGAGGUACAAAAUGUCCCUGACAAGACCUCUUCAUCAGAUGAGGAUGUCACAGAGUCUCCGGCAAAGAUCACUCGCAGAGGAAGAACUGCAAAGGGAGCAGCAGCAGAGUCUGGCAAGAAGAAGUCUGUGGAAGAGGCGGCCCAGCUUACUCCCACAGUGCGAGGGAGAGGAAGGAGAGCAGCGGCAGUAGCAGCAGCAGCGGCUAUAGCAAUUGGCUCUCCAAAAGACCAAACAAGCAAGGACGACAAACCCCAAGCCUCCAAGAGCAAGAGAGGCCAGAGCAAGGAAGAGCAUGACACCGCUGCGGUGGAGGAGGGUGGGAAGGGAACAAGGAGGACCAGAAGGAAGGUGGCUUUUGCCGACGAGCCCGACACGAAACAAAGUAAGGACGAGGACAGUGAAGAAAAGUCCAUCCCUGCCAAGAGACCAGCAGCAAGGAAGACAAGAGGUGGGAGGGGAAGCAAGAAGGAGGAGGAGGAGGAUGAAGCUGAAGACAAGGAGAAUAACAGUCCACCCAAGAAGGCAAGGACACAGAGGACAAGGGCCAAGAAGGGAGACACUGCUGAUGAUGAUGAAGGCAAGGCAGAGGACAAGGAAGAUGAGGACAAUGCAACUCCUGCCAAGAGGGGAAAGAGGCCGCUGAGAACAAAAUCCAAGAAUACCAGUGAGGAAAAAAUGGAUGAAGACACAAAGACUGAAGAAGAGAAAGCUGCCACAACCAAGAAGGGAAGGCCGAGGAAGGCAGCAGCUAAGAAGGGAGGAAAGGACGACGAGAAGAUGGAGGAGAAGGAAGAUGUGCCCAGCGAGGACUCCAAAGACGAGGAGUGUGUGCCCACGCCCCCCAAGAGAGGGAGGAGGCAACAGAAGGCUGCGCAGGACCCUCCCCCCGCCAGGACCAGCAACAGAAGAGGCAAAGUCACGGCCGAGGUUGCUUCCCCAGAGGCCAGGCCUACAAGAGCAACACGAUCUCGCAAGAAACUGUAAUAGUACAAUUGAGUACCUGCCCACCUGUCUUCAAACACAACCUGUAGAGUGCAACUCAUACAUGUAUAUUUUAUUACACAAUCCUCUUCCUCAUCUGUGUUAGGCAACCUGACUAGUUCAACUAGUGAUUAAUACAUGAAAGGUGUAUCUGUGUGCGUGUGUGUGUAUUCAACUGUAUGUAUAGAUGAAUUAACUGUGCUAUUUUAAGGUUCUUGCAUUUAGUGAGUGUGGGUGUUGUCCUCCCGAGGAGGGUGGCCACAGACAAGGGCUGGGGUGGAGGAGGCCGGCUGUGCCUACUCGACACACUCUAGCAGUUUGGAUUUUAAACUUUUCUUGAGGCUCAUCACCUCCAUUUUUCACCCUGCACGGCAUACCUGCCCUGUUUUAUAAAGGAAACAAAUCUGAAAGCUCAGUAUUGUACCUGCUAGCUGAAUACAAGGGAUCAGGCUGACUCCUUCCUCUCCCUGGCCAUAAACUAUCCCAAACUACUGCCCGGCCACUCCUGAGCUCUUUAGUGUGAUUAAGGUACUUUUAGAAAUUGUGAGCAUCAAAGCUUUCUUCUUAGCUGUAAGGUUGUUCAAGUUCAGAAUAAAUAAUGUAGAUAAUUUAGAUGUCAUGUGAGAGAUGGUGACUGGUAUUCAGGAGACUUUCAGUAGUGUUUUAACUCUGCCUGAAGCAUUAAAGUAAGCUUCAGCACUUGCAAUUUAAAUUACACAUUUUUUUACUUAUUUUUAAGUUUUUAUUUUAUGAAUACAAAGAACUGAAGGAAUUAGAUGUACCAAACUUU
Molecule: messenger RNA, 8419 nt
Organism: Eriocheir sinensis (Chinese mitten crab)
Lineage: Eukaryota; Metazoa; Arthropoda; Malacostraca; Decapoda; Varunidae
Product: nascent polypeptide-associated complex subunit alpha, muscle-specific form-like
Exons: 8
Coding region: 115-7632 (2505 amino acids)
Biological process (GO): regulation of chromosome segregation; regulation of mitotic nuclear division
Cellular component (GO): nucleus; chromosome
Molecular function (GO): DNA binding; protein binding
Source: RefSeq, a predicted model, not a curated record